Messenger RNA from Lactuca saligna, 330 nucleotides. Lineage: Eukaryota; Viridiplantae; Streptophyta; Magnoliopsida; Asterales; Asteraceae. The record is from the annotation of a GenBank genome assembly.
AUGCCCGCCUCCAAAACAACACACCCCCUUCAGAUCAUCUCUUCUGUCUCCAACUCUCCUCCUACCUCUGACCAUGUCAAGCACCAAUCACCUCCUCCGUCGUCGACCUCCCUGAAAUCGACUCCCACCAAGACUUCCAACGCUUGGCUCAUUCUCUUUCAUCCCACCUCUUUUCUUACCUCUCCGCCUCAGGAGGUAGGCUCCAACAAGAUUGCUCCUUCUCCUUCAUCCCACCUCUUCUCUUUAUAUCCUAUUUACAGUUGUCUGCACCCUCCCUUCGAAAUUGACCUCGCCCCCAGAACCUGCGCUGCCUCCGCCAGCUUCUGCUAG